Fragaria vesca subsp. vesca is the source of this 918-nucleotide messenger RNA. RefSeq lists its product as uncharacterized. Lineage: Eukaryota; Viridiplantae; Streptophyta; Magnoliopsida; Rosales; Rosaceae. Bases 124 to 918 code for a protein of 264 amino acids. Gene Ontology annotation, molecular function: iron ion binding. The record is from RefSeq and is a predicted model, not a curated record. The transcript is spliced from 6 exons.
UACUAUGAACAACGCCUACUAAUACUAAGCUCUGUCUCAUGCACUCUGUGCUUCUGCAUUCGUAUCUCUGAGGUGUUCAUAUAGUCCCAUUACCUUUCUUUGCACCACAAUUGCAUUUACUUCAUGGUGGUUUUAAGCUUUCAACCCGUCCAAUUCACUACCCCUAAACAACUCUCACAUUGUAAAACCAGCACCACUGGUUAUAGUACUAGCGUUCGAUGUGGGAUCUCAGAGCCAUCAGGAGUUCCAGCUCCUAUGGGGCAAAAGACCAAAUACAAUGAUGGGUUUUUUGAGAAAGCAUUCAUGACACUCUUUGCUCGCAAAAUGAAGAGGUUUGCAGCUCCAGUGAAAUCCAAGAAUGAGAUUGAGGAAAAGAAAUGGUGGGAAUAUGACUAUGAGAGUUUUGUGGAUGUCUCCAAGAGAGUUAUGCAGGGAAGGUCUCGCAUUCAGCAGCAAGAAGUGGUUAGGGAGGUCUUGUUAUCUAUGCUACCUCCAGGUGCGCCUGCUCAGUUUAGGAAAUUGUUUCCCCCAACAAAGUGGGCUGCAGAGUUCAAUGCUGCAUUAACAGUGCCUUUCUUCCACUGGUUAGUUGGGCCUUCUGAGGUUAUAGAAGUUGAGGUAGAAGGAGUGAAGCAAAGAAGUGGAGUUCGUAUAAAGAAGUGCAGGUACCUGGAGAACAGUGGCUGCGUUGGAAUGUGUGUGAAUAUGUGCAAGUUUCCAACUCAAGAUUUCUUCACCAAUGAAUUCGGGCUUCCAUUAACCAUGAUUCCAAAUUUUGAAGAUAUGAGUUGUGAUAUGGUGUACGGCCAAGUUCCACCACCAUUUGAAGAGGAUCCAGUGUCCAAACAACCCUGUUUUACUGAUAUAUGCUCCAUUGCGAAUCCCAGCGCCACUGUCUGUCCAAAGUUACAAGCUUGA